CUCCGCUCUCACAAUCUCUCCAGGACCAAGAAAUAAACCACACACUCUCUCUCUCAUUCACAGGACCUCCAUAUCAGAGCACUGGGAAUAAAGCUUCAUUCACGUUUGGACUCAAAGUCUCUUAAUAGUUCUUCUCUCUGUGAGGGGUUAAAGGUGUUUCAGUAUGAUGUUCAUAUAUGUUCUCCUGCGCGCUGGUUUUGGAUUAUUCAGCGUCGGUCUCAUCGCCUUUGUCCAGCAGCAAGCCGCCGCUUCUGCCAGCAGAAACCCGCAAGAUGUGGACGAGUGCGCUGAAGCCUUGGACAGCUGCAGUAUCGAUGCCAUCUGCCAGAACACCCUUAAGUCAUACAAAUGCAUCUGCAAAUCAGGAUACAAAGGCGAUGGGAAACAUUGCGAAGAUAUCGAUGAGUGUGCCAGUGAGUAUAAUGGAGGAUGCGUUCACGAGUGUAUCAACAUCCCUGGAAACUACAGGUGCACGUGCUACGAUGGCUUCCGAUUGGCCCACGAUGGACACAACUGCCUGGAUGUUGACGAGUGUGCGGAAGGAAACGGUGGUUGCCAGCAGAUCUGCGUGAAUAUGAUGGGGAGUUACGAAUGUCGGUGCAGAGAUGGAUUUCUCCUGUCUGACAACCAGCACACCUGCAUCCAGAGGCCAAAAGUACGUUUUAAUGGAACUAAAGAUGUGCCCACAUGCAUGGAUAAAAACCAUGGCUGUGCCCACAUUUGCAGAGAGACGCCCAAAGGAAGCAUUGCCUGCGAGUGCAGACCUGGAUUCCAGCUCACCAAAAACAACAGAGACUGUAAAUUGACCUGUAACUAUGGUAACGGAGGCUGUCAGCACAUCUGUGAGGAGAUGGACCAAGGGCCCAGAUGUUCAUGUCACAUGAAGUUUGCUCUUCACACUGAUGGGAAGACCUGUGUAGAGACGUGUGCAGUAAACAACGGAGGCUGCGACAGCACCUGUCAUGAUGCCAUCACUGGAGUUCGCUGUAGCUGUCCAGUUGGAUUCACCUUACAACCAGACCGCAAAACUUGCAAAGACAUUGAUGAAUGCCGUAUGAACAACGGAGGGUGCGACCAUGUGUGUAGAAACACAGUGGGCAGCUUUGAGUGCAGCUGCAAGAAAGGAUACAAACUUCUGACCAAUGAGAGGACAUGCCAAGAUAUCGAUGAGUGCUCUUUUGACCGGGCGUGUGACCACACAUGUGUGAAUUCACCUGGAAGUUUCCAGUGCUACUGUCACAAAGGUUACAUCCUUUACGGUGUGGCUCACUGUGGAGAUAUUGAUGAGUGCAGCAUUAAUCGGGGUGGCUGUAAAUUUGGAUGCGUGAACACGCUGGGCAGUUACGAGUGUACCUGUCCCCCAGGCUACAAACUGCACUGGAAUAAGAAGGACUGUAUUGAGCUUGUCAAGUGUGCAUCUAAUCUUGUGGCCCCCAAAGCCACCCUCACCUGUAUUAAGAUGGGGAAAAAAGAAAGCUGCUCUCUCACCUGUGCGUCUAAAGCACAUUACCUGGCAGAAUCGGACAACAGCUAUUCUGUUAGUUGUGGAAUACCCAUCCUACGAGGUAAAUCCCAGACCAGAUUAAACACAAGCAGCAUCCAGAGCUGCAUAGAGACUCAGGCCCCUCCAGUGAAGCAGACGGCAUCCUUCCGGAUCAAGAAUGCCAAAUGUAACCUGCAUCCAAAGCAUAAGGGGAGGGCUGAGGACAACGGCAGACAGAUCGGGCCAGGCGGCCAACCAUGCAACAACUGCCUGGUCACGUUCGUUAACCUGAAGUGUGACUCAUCUAAGAAGACCAAAGGUCGUCGUGCACGUAACCCGUCAAGCAAAGAGGUCACACGCAUCACUCUGGAGCUGGAAGCCGAGGUCAAGCCAGCGGACACCACCGGGAACUGUAAUAUAAUGUGUCAGAGGCAGCGCAUGGAGCAGCAGAUGAAGUCGUACAUCAAAGCCCUGAAAAAAUCAAUUAACCAGGAGCGUUUCCUUAUACGUGUGGCUGGACUGGAGUAUGAGGUCGCGCAGAAGCUCCCCCAGGCUUCACUGAGGCAGGAGAACUGCGGACCGGGCCGAGAGAAAGACAGCGGCCGCUGUGUCAGAUGUUUGCCUGGGUCAUACUACCAUGGUGAACAGGAGCGCUGUGUCCAGUGCCCACCUGGAACAUUCCAGGAACGUGAAGGUCAGCUGGCCUGUGAUCUUUGCCCUGGAGGAGACCGCCAUGGCCCACCAGGGGCCCGUAACAUCACGUCAUGUGCAGGUCAGUGUCCACCCGGGUAUUUCUCCAGUGAUGGGUUUAAGCCCUGUCAGCCAUGCCCCAUCGGCUCGUACCAGCCUGACCCAGGACGAACUCUCUGUUUCCCAUGCGGAGGGGGGCUCGGUACCAAAAGAGAGGGUGCCAGCUCCUUUAAUGACUGUGAGGUCAAAGUUUUGUGUUCUCCAGGUCAUUAUUAUAACACCUCAGUUCAUCGUUGUAUCCGUUGCCCUCAUGGAACCUACCAGGCUGAGUUCAGACAGAACUACUGCAUUUCCUGUCCUGGAAACACAACAACAGACUUUGAUGGGGCCAUCAGUGUCUCUCAAUGCAAAAAUAGAGAAUGUGGGGGUGAAAUCGGGGAGUUCAUUGGAUACAUCGAGUCACCCAACUAUCCAGGAAACUAUCCAGCCAAUGUUGAAUGUGUCUGGACCAUCAACCCUCCACACAAACGCAAGAUUCUGAUUGUUGUUCCGGAGAUCUUCCUCCCAUCUGAGGAUGAGUGUGGAGACGUGCUAGUAAUGAGAAAGAACUGGUCAGUGACCUCUAUCACCACCUAUGAGACAUGUCAGACAUACGAGAGACCGAUCGCUUUCACUGCUCGAUCGCGACGCCUCUGGAUCAACUUCAAAUCCAAUGAUGUAAACAGCGCUCGAGGGUUCCAGAUUCCAUACGUCACUUACGAUGAGGACUAUGAGCAGCUUGUUGAAGACAUUGUAAGAGAUGGAAGACUUUAUGCCUCUGAAAACCAUCAAGAAAUACUCAAGGAUAAAAAACUAAUUAAAACUCUUUUCGAUGUGCUUGCUCACCCAAACAAUUACUACAAGUACUCCACUCGGGACUCCACGGAGAUGCUCCCACGUUCCUUCAUACGUCUCAUCCACAGCAAAGUCUCUGCAUUCCUGCGUCCAUAUAAAUAGUCCAAAAGCACCGUCCAACUCCACAUACCUUCAGUCACCUGGCCUUGAGUUAACGGGAUCCUAAUCACAUUUAAAGGAAAUAUGAACACACUUUCAACUACACUUAAUGACAUCACACAAUGCAGAUUUCAAAUGUUUCACUUUACCUUUUUCUUCUUUAUUCUUUAUUCUGGUUAUCUCUGAGGGGGGGAAAAGCUGUGUUGUCUAAUGUAACACAGUCGUUUCAAAUCAAACUGCAGCUUGACUGAAGUGUUUCCUGCUUUGAGACCUCUCUAUACGUGUCGGUCACCACUCUGUGCCAUCGAUGUUUUUGUUCGGUGUGAAUGUUUGCACGCUUAGUCUGUAGAAGUGUCUUGUAGAGUAAAAACAAAUUUGGGGUGAUCCUACACUCCGUUACGGACAAUGUGUGUUUAAAAACAUGUCUUUUUUUCACAAAGAUGAUCUGAGUUAAAGAGCGUGUGGUACAGUCAAAAGAAAGGUGUAGCAUGUAAAAUAAAUGAUAUAUUUGUUGAACUGGAGCUAGCUGUGACUAUGCUUUAAAAAUAGUAUUUUUCCCAGGUUCCAGCUCUAAAAAACUAUUUCUCAAACUAAAAGUACAAUCUUUUGUAUAUUUGUACUCUUAGUGUGCUCUCAGUAAGACCUAAUUCAUAUCAAGCGUUUCACAAUGUUAAGGCAUUAUAUUUGAGCUCCUAGAGCAAACACAUAAUCUCUAAUGGUCGUACUGUUAAAACAGUAAUGUUUUGUCUGUUCAAAUUGUAUUAUAGUCAAUUGCAUAUUCGUCUAUUUCCUGAUAGUAAAAGUUAAUUUAAAAAGGCGUAGAAGAUGUGCAUUAUGAAAAUAGGCUUGGGUGAUGGAAAGGUCGGUUGGUAUUUUAAAAAUAGUGGACUGCAACACUCAGUUCUUAGAGAGAUCAAAACAGAAAUGUAAUUUUUUGCAGGACAUGCAAUUGCUGCUUCUUCAGAAACGUCACUUUAAGCCUUUGGUUUUGCUUAAAGCGAUUCAAGAAUUUCCUCCCAUUUGAAAAGGACCAAUUAAGGAGCCAAAGUCUUUCACAGGUUGGAAGUAAUGUUUUCAUAAUGCAGAUAUGAAUUACUGAUAAAUUCAAACUACAGGUUAACAUGGAUGGAAUUGUGUGAAGAAAAAAAACAACAUCGCUACACAUUUCAGUUCCGACCAGGACGAAACAAUAGUGUUUUGAGUUUGUUUUGCACAUUACUUUGACCAUCCAGAGUACCAGAAAGAAGCAGUGUUCGGUUUACAGGUGUUGGGUUUCACUGGACUGCAGUGAUAUUUGCUUGUCAGUGCCUGAAGUACAAAAUUGUCAGGAUAAGCCAGUGGAUGUCAAACAUUUAUGAGUGUUUCCUGUAUUAAUUAUGAACCCAUUAGUAUUCCUUAUAAACAUGUUUAUAAGUCACAAACCAGAACCCUUUACAUAUUGUGUUGUGCCGUGUCCUAACCAGGUGAAACGAGAUAUAGUGACAAGCGCAAAAAUGUCUUCCAUGUUAACCAGCCCGUCCAUGAAAAAGAAAGGCUGUAGGGCAUUUUUUAGUCGUUUCGUUUCUAUUUUUGCUGCAUUGCACUGGGCCUUGCAUCCCAUUGGAAAAAAAUCCUGCUCCAUUUAGCUGUAUAUUACACAUCAGAUGUUUUCUGAUUGGCUUUGAUCGGCCUGUCACACAGCAGUUACACAAUCAGUGUUAAUGGACAAAUUAAUUGUCGCUGAAGGCUUGUCCCUUUUGCACCUUGUCAGGACAUGGUCUUACAGUGUGUAGCAAAGUCUAUGGCUUUGAGAAGGUCAAGCCAUACUCUGUUUUAAUAUGUAAACAUACUGUAUGUAAACAGAAAAGGACAGGUCAUGAUGAUUUUUCAUUGUUGUCUUUUUUAUAUGUUGUAAAUAUGAAAUAAAUGUAGACUAAUUGGAGUCUGAGAGAUAAGACCUCCAGACAGAAGACCUUGUAUUUAGAAAAUUUCCUCUGAACUAUUCACCCUUCCAAAGGUUGAUACGAUUCCGCUGUCAAAAAGAGGGUGGGUUCAAACUUUGAACAUUAAGGCCAGAAAUGUACUGUAUGCAGAUGCACAAACACAAAGGCUUGGACAACCCAUUGCAAACACACAAACCUUUUUGCCAUACUGUUGCAGUAACAAACCUCAGCGCACAAGGGGGCCCUAGUUACAUUGAAAUGUCUGCACAAUUAAACCAGAAGUGUUAUACAGAGAGACAUGCUGACUUUAACAAAUUUGCUCAGCAAGAUUUUCUUGAAACCAUUGCUCCACCAUGACAAUAGCUGACCUGAAAAGAAAAUAUUUUUAUGCUAGUGCCAAGCAUCUUUUGAGUUGUGAAUUUGCUUUGCAUCAAAAGGCAACAUAUGUUUCGGGAAUAAUUCAGUGCUAAUAAAAAAAAUUACAGAAUGUUGAUUGAAAAGCUGUCUCCAACUUUUGACCCAGACUCUCUUCCAAAGACAAAAGUCCACCACCCCAAUGACAGUUAUCCUACAAACACCCUGUUUUUUUAAGUGCAGUGACUAACAAAAAAAAAAAAAAAAAAAAGUAAAAGAAAAACAUCAACCCACAAGACCUAAACUCCUCAACUAAAAAGAUUGUGAUGUCUAUAUUUGAAAGGAAUGUUUAUAUGAACAUUUGUCAUUAUAUGUACAUUUGUCAUCUAUUACAAGGCUCACUAAUAUAAAUGUUUAACUAAAUAUUAUAAUAUUGAAUAACUAAAAGAAAAAAACAACAACUUGGCUUAACCCAAGAACAAGUUGUAUAGGACUGUCAAUAUAGUCCCACUUGUAGAAAGUAAUCACUCUGCACCAUGUCAUGUACUCUGUUGCAGCAAUGUUGGAUAGAAAUCUCUGUAAAAAGAUGGGUCAUAUGUGAAAUAGCCACGAGUGCCAGCAUAAAAUGUUUAUGGCAAAGUAGUCAACAUUGUCCUUUUAAUGUUCAAUAUAGGAAAUGCAGAGUAUAAGCUACUCUGACUAGUCAUUAACAUUCUAUGACUGCUGCUUUAUUUUCAUAAUUUCCCCUUGUCUUUGUGCUACCAAAACCAUUUGCAGUCAACUUCAAAAUAUUUAAUAUCAAUUCACAUUCCGAUAUCUAUCUUUAUCUGUUUUUUUAUUUGUAUUAUUAUUUUAUUGCUUUGUCUGUUUUUGUUUUUGUUUUUGUUUUUUGGUUUGUUUGUUUUUUGUCUUCACCCAUUUUUCUUUUUUUAUGUCUUUGUUUUGGAGAAAAGGAAAUGACUUUGCCACAAUGUUUCAUGGAAUGGGAAAUGGUAUUUGCACUUGAAAUUUGUUGAUGCCCAUGUAAAAAUGUCUGGAUUUUGUAAUGUCUUUUAAAUGAAAGAAA
This is a messenger RNA of Myxocyprinus asiaticus (Chinese sucker), 6508 nucleotides long. RefSeq names its product signal peptide, CUB and EGF-like domain-containing protein 3. Gene Ontology annotation, molecular function: calcium ion binding. NCBI's taxonomy places the organism in Eukaryota, Metazoa, Chordata, Actinopteri, Cypriniformes, Catostomidae. Bases 164 to 3169 code for a protein of 1001 amino acids. Gene Ontology annotation, cellular component: cell surface. The record is from RefSeq and is a predicted model, not a curated record. Gene Ontology annotation, biological process: signal transduction. The transcript has 22 exons.